Molecule: messenger RNA, 965 nt
Organism: Notechis scutatus (mainland tiger snake)
Lineage: Eukaryota; Metazoa; Chordata; Lepidosauria; Squamata; Elapidae
Source: RefSeq, a predicted model, not a curated record
CUUCCCUCCAGAAUGCCAAAGAGGAGACGCUGACCACCAACGUCUGGAUCACUCAGGAAUGGGUGGACUAUCGGUUGAACUUCAGCGACAUGGAGUACAACAAUUAUUUGCGGGUCCCCGCGGAGCAGGUGUGGCUGCCGGACAUCGUCCUGGAGAACAACAUCGACGGCAACUUCAAGGAGGCCUAUUCUUGCAACGUCCUCAUCGGCCCCGGGGGCUCCGUGACCUGGCUGCCGCCAGCCAUCUUCCGCAGCUUCUGCCCCAUGGAGGUCACCUUUUUCCCUUUCGACUGGCAGAACUGCUCCCUCGUCUUCCGGUCCCAAACCCACAACAUCCGGGAGAUGGAACUCUACUACGGCAUCGACGACAACACCAAAAAGCUGGCAGACUACAUCAUCAUCGACAAGGAGGCCUUCACAGAGAACGGGGAGUGGGCCAUCCAACGGCCCCCGGCCCGCAUUGUCCUGGCCGCCACGGAUGGGCUGGAGGCGCCGGGCUUCUCCGAGAUCCACUACUUCCUCAUCAUCCAGCGUAAGCCCCUCUUCUACGUCAUCAACAUCAUCGUGCCCUGCGUGCUCAUUUCCUCCUUGGUCGUCCUGGUCUACUUCCUGCCUGCCCAGGCCGGUGGCCAGAAGUGUACGGUCAGCAUCUCGGUCCUCCUGGCCCAGACCGUCUUCCUCUUCCUGAUUGCCCAGAAGGUGCCCGCUACGUCCCUCGCCGUCCCGCUCAUCGGCAAGUACCUGCUCUUCGUCAUGACGGUGGCCACCUUGAUCGUCACCAACUGCGUCGUGGUGCUCAACGUCUCCCUGCGCAGCCCCAGCACCCACCGCCUCUCCCCCAGUCUCAAGCAUCUCUUCCUCAAGAUCCUCCCGCACUACCUGGGCUCCACCAUCCGCCCUGCCGACGAGGAGCCCCCAGGAGCCCCCUCCCCUCGCCGUUCCUUCUCCCUCUUGGUCAAGGCCGAG